UCGGCACAUACUAAUAAACAUUUAUCCAAAAAGAAACGACAUGCUGUUGGAAAGGAAGUGGUUGGCGUCGUUGCGCAGAUGUCGACUACUGUCGCACAAAUGCCAACGACACCACCACCAACCUCUUGGUGGGAGGAGGUCGGGAUGGAUGGAUUUGUGUCACUGGACUGUGAAAUGGUGACCCUAAAUCAAAAAAAUUCACAUGGAAAAUUCAUCCAAAAAGCUGCCACCGUAGGAAUUGUUGAUUGGAAGAAAGAUACAAUUUUAAAUGAGACGGUGUAUCACAAGGCAGGAAGUUAUAAAGUCAACUCAUACGCAAAGAAGAUUAAUGGUUUCGAAGGCUCUGUUUUGGAAAAAGGGAGAGAACUCUCAGCAGUUAAAGAACAAACGGAAUCGAUUAUAGAGGGAAAAGUUGUUGUAACAGCCGGGGGUGCAUCAGAUUUGUUAAGUCUUGGACUGGUACCGUCAGAUUAUGAACUAUUUGAUAUUCAAACGGUGUUUCGAAAAUGGUCAGGGCAAUUUACAAAAGCAGGGGACAAAGUUUACCAGCCGAUAAAUCUAAGAUCGUUGUAUUUCCACUAUUUCGGCGAAGAUAUUCAAUCAGGGAUUCACUCCGCUUUAACAGAUGCUCGUGCCACUAUGAGAUUAUUCCAAGAAAUUUAUCUACCAUUAGCACUAGCAAAAAAUCCAUUUUCUCGGUCAUAUGAAAUUGAGGACGGCGAGUUUGAUAAUAUUAAAAAAAUAUGAAUCGCCUUUCAGAAAUAAAGAAUACAUGAUAAAUGAGUAAUUCAA
Messenger RNA from Folsomia candida, 792 nucleotides. RefSeq lists its product as uncharacterized. Bases 79 to 747 code for a protein of 222 amino acids. Lineage: Eukaryota; Metazoa; Arthropoda; Collembola; Entomobryomorpha; Isotomidae. The transcript has 2 exons. Gene Ontology annotation, molecular function: nucleic acid binding. The record is from RefSeq and is a predicted model, not a curated record.